Molecule: messenger RNA, 2550 nt
Organism: Lasiodiplodia theobromae
Lineage: Eukaryota; Fungi; Ascomycota; Dothideomycetes; Botryosphaeriales; Botryosphaeriaceae
Exons: 1
Coding region: 1-2550 (849 amino acids)
Source: RefSeq, a predicted model, not a curated record
AUGACGCCCGACGACGAUGUUUUCUCGACCCCAGGCUCGUCGUUCUUCGGCAACGCGUUGCUCUCUUCGUCUCCCCGGAAUGACUCGACGCCGCCGACUUCAGACUUCGCUGGUUCGAGCCAUAAUACACCCGGAUCGUCUCGUCACCGGACACCAGUGAAGUCAUUGGACGCCCCAUGGGGGGUCAGUCUUGGGGCGCAGGACCUCAGGUUCGAGUCCACGCCCCCUCCGUCCUCGCAGUUUCCGGCUGCGUGCGACAUCACCCCAACCCCCGCACCGAAGAUCAGGAAAGCAACACCCAAUACCGUCCGACCGCCACCAUGUUGCCAAAUCAGCAUCGCGGUUGCGCGAGACUUCAUCAACAAAUCCAACCCAGGCCUACCUCGGCUCUCGAACACAACCGACGAGCGUGCCUACGAGCAGUGGGCCACAAUUGUCCGCGACGCCCUGAUGGCGGGCAAAAUGUUCAAGUUCGUCGACGGCUCGCAUCCCGAACACAGCGGCACGCGCUUCCACCGCAGUGGCGACACCAAAACUGCAGACCUCAUCCGUCUCGCCUAUAUCGACGCUGCAGGCUGUCCCGACCCGCCCGCCCUGCACAAGAGUCUGGAACUAACCGCCGCCGGUCUCUGGGAUCGCAUUCGCGCCGCACACACUGCCAUCCCGCCAGACAACAGCACCGCCGCCAUUACCUCCACCCCGCCCCUUUUCUCGUGUUCCCUCGCCACAUCUUCGCUCCCGUCUCUCCCGCCUGCCCAGCCUUCUGACCACUUCGAUUCGGCGUCUAGUAAGGCGCGAUAUCUCAUGGGGAAAUUCCAGUCUGCCAAGCUGGAUGAGCUUGGCGGCGAUGUUGGACACUUUGCCAACCAUCUUGAGGCAAUCGUGCACCGGUUGGAGUCGCUCAAUUUCCCCCUCCCGUCCUACGUGCUCGUCUUUAAGUUUUUAGACGGCGUGGAGUGUGAGUUUAGCAAGAAGGUGAAAGAGCUUAGUCAGAAGUAUGGAGAUGCGUUGUGGAAGGGCGAAGAUGGUGACAUGGGUGAUGGGCAGGGUGGCGGCUUGCCGUUUGCCGUGGUGAGAGGGGCAAUUGUGGAGGAGGAGAGAAGGUUAAGGGAGGAGAAGGAGAAUAUGGAGAAAGACGAGGCUACGAGGCUACAGCUUGAGAGGAUAGACGAGGAAGAAAGGCGUGAAAAGGCACGGAAAGAGAGGAAAGCGAUUGAGCAGAAGCCGUGGUGGUCUGGAGAAGAUUUCGUCGAGGUCAGGGAAGAGUGGAGAGGAAAUGUGGCAGGAGAACGAAUGGGUUCUGAAGACGAAGAUUCGGAAUCAUCCGCGUCUGUAGCGGAUGCGGAGCUGGAAAGAUUACAGAAAGAGAUUCAAGAGUCUGUGGAGUCUGACGAGGCUGACACCAGCAAAGAGGAGGAAGAUAUUUCGAAAAGGCCGAUCUUGCAGGCCAAGAAAACUAGCCGAGACGGUGAGGAGCAGGUGCAAAAGCAGCAAGCAAAUGGAAUUUUACAAGUAAAGGAUACUGAUGACGAAGAGUCCGAGAGCCCUCUAGAAGAAACCCACCAAGGACUGGCAUCCAGCGCUGGAAGGAAAGGUUCUACAACCCCAGAGCAGGCCCAAAAUCCAAACGAGCGAUUGAGAGUAUCGGAAACUCCUGUGGUGCGGCCGGCCGUUCAACCCCACGCAUCCAGCAAGACCUCAUCUUCACAAGCAACCGUUCUCGCCAAGUCUCCGUCACGCGUAGGAGAGGUCCUUGGGGACUCGGUCCGACACGAAUCGAGCGUCUCUGAAUCCUCAACCGCAAAUCUCGGUUCCUUAACCAAACUUCUUAAAGCAGGUCCUUUCUCCUCAGCUCCUGCUACUGCGUCUAUCCAGAAGCUCCCAGUUUCAACCUUCCCAUUGCCCAGGGACCCAGACGAGCCCUACUCCGACCGUGAAUCUACCGCUGCAGCGGUCCAGCGCGCCCGCGGCGCCAAGGCCGCUGCAAAACUCAUCAGGAAGCAAAGGCGCGAAGAGGCGAAGGCGAAAAAGGACAAGCCGAAGAGACGCGAGACGAAGCUUCUCGAUGCCGCUCAGCAACAUGAGAGUGCCGCCGGUACCAUCGCCGAUGACACGGCUGCGACCAGUAAGGUGCGGAGGAGGAAGACGGUGGCGGAGGCAAAUGAAGCGUUUGAUCGUGAAUACAGCAGAUCUAGCAGCAUGAGGACGCCGUGUUAUAGGUGUAAGAAAACGAGCCAUCUGAACUAUUGUCAGUGCCCGUGGAAUCCCAGCGUGGCGAGGGAGGAGAAUACGGGAGUCUUGAUGAAUGUGGCGUUUACGAGGGGGCCGUAUGUCGACUUUAAGGUUGAGAAAAAGGAGAAAGAAACGAAAGAGAAGUCAGCGGUGGUGGUGGGUAAAGGAGAGGAUAAGGAGAAAAAGAAGAAAAGCAAGAAGGAUAAGAGAGAGAAGAAGAAGGAGAGGAAGAGGAAGCAGAGGGAAGAGGAUGAGUACGAGGUCGCAGAGGUCGGGAGCCCAAGUAAAACGUUAAGGAGGGGUUCAUUGGUGCUGUAG